GGAGAAAAAGAAAGAACCACCUUGGAGGAAUGAUUUUCCCAGCAGAACUGACGUGUUCCAGCCGCAGUCUUCGCUCUUGCUGAGAAGAGGAUUUUAAGCGGGUAGCUACAUGACUGCGCUGAGCAGGGAACCGCCAACAUCAUGCGAGCACAAAUUGAAGUGAUACCAUGCAAAAUUUGUGGUGACAAAUCCUCUGGAAUACACUAUGGAGUCAUCACAUGUGAAGGCUGCAAGGGAUUCUUUAGGAGGAGCCAACAGAACAAUGCUUCAUAUUCCUGCCCAAGGCAGAGAAACUGUUUAAUUGACAGAACCAACAGAAAUCGUUGCCAACACUGCCGACUGCAGAAGUGUCUUGCCCUAGGAAUGUCUAGAGAUGCUGUAAAAUUUGGAAGAAUGUCCAAAAAGCAGAGGGACAGUCUGUAUGCUGAGGUACAGAAGCAUCAACAGCGACUGCAGGAGCAACGGCAGCAGCAGAGUGGUGAAGCUGAAGCCCUGGCCCGUGUCUACAGUAACAGCAUCAGCAAUGGCCUGAGCAACCUGAACAAUGACACUGGUGGCACUUAUUCCAAUGGGCAUGUCAUUGAUCUGCCCAAGUCUGAGGGCUAUUACAAUGUGGAUUCUGCCCAGCCCUCUCCAGAUCAAUCUGGCUUAGACAUGACUGGGAUCAAGCAGAUCAAGCAGGAACCUAUCUAUGACCUCACUUCUGUACCAAACUUGUUUACCUAUAGCUCCUGCAGCAAUGGACAAUUAGCUCCAGGAAUAACCAUGGCAGAAAUAGAUCGAAUUGCACAGAAUAUCAUCAAGUCCCAUCUGGAGACAUGUCAAUAUACAAUAGAGGAACUACAUCAGCUAGCCUGGCAAACCCACACAUAUGAGGAAAUCAAAGUAUACCAGAGCAAGUCAAGAGAAGCAUUGUGGCAGCAGUGCGCAAUCCAGAUCACUCAUGCUAUUCAGUAUGUGGUGGAAUUUGCAAAACGGAUAACAGGCUUUAUGGAGCUCUGUCAAAACGAUCAAAUUCUACUUCUCAAAUCAGGCUGCCUGGAAGUGGUUUUAGUGCGAAUGUGCCGUGCCUUCAAUCCACUCAACAACACUGUUCUGUUUGAAGGAAAAUAUGGAGGAAUGCAAAUGUUCAAGGCUUUGGGUUCUGAUGACCUGGUGAAUGAAGCAUUUGACUUUGCAAAGAAUCUAUGUUCUUUGCAGCUAACUGAAGAGGAAAUUGCCUUGUUUUCAUCUGCUGUCCUGAUAUCACCUGAUCGGGCUUGGCUAUUAGAACCAAGGAAGGUCCAAAAGCUUCAGGAAAAAAUUUAUUUUGCACUUCAGCAUGUGAUCCAGAAGAAUCAUCUUGAUGAUGAGACUUUGGCAAAGUUAGUAGCCAAGAUACCAAUCAUUACAGCACUUUGCAACUUGCACGGAGAAAAACUGCAGGUAUUUAAACAAUCUCAUCCUGACAUAGUGAACACACUAUUUCCUCCGUUAUACAAGGAACUUUUCAAUCCAGAUUCUACCACUGGCUGCAAGUGAAGGGGAAAAAUUAAUAAUGUCACAUAGUCCUGGAAUGCAUCACUGUUAAGACAAAAGAAUUGAUUCCAUGAAGACUUACUAAAAAUGUCACUACUGCAACACUAGGAAUGUCCUGCACUUAAUAGAAAUAUUUUUCAC
Messenger RNA from Heteronotia binoei (common prickly gecko), 1659 nucleotides. RefSeq names its product RAR related orphan receptor B (gene RORB). Gene Ontology annotation, cellular component: nucleus. The transcript has 10 exons. NCBI's taxonomy places the organism in Eukaryota, Metazoa, Chordata, Lepidosauria, Squamata, Gekkonidae. Gene Ontology annotation, molecular function: RNA polymerase II cis-regulatory region sequence-specific DNA binding; nuclear receptor activity; zinc ion binding. The record is from RefSeq and is a predicted model, not a curated record. Gene Ontology annotation, biological process: regulation of transcription by RNA polymerase II. Bases 142 to 1521 code for a protein of 459 amino acids.